UUGUUCCACGCUAUUGGAUGCCCACAGCAACAACACAAGAUCUUUAGCUGAAAAAAAUAAUGUCCUGUUACAAUGUUAUUAUUGACCUUUCACUGACAUUUAGUUUAUGCUGAGGUUGCUGUUUUCCAAAGGAUUGCCCCAUAUCAUUAAUACUUCGGAAUCUGUAACUCGAUGCUCUCGAUGACCCUGUUCAGUAGUUAUUGCCAGUCAAAGUUGUGCAGUGUAUAUUGGCACUGCCCAGAGACUGAAGAUAUUACUCAUUGCAAGUCCUUCCUGGAAUCCUAAACAGUCGGAAAAAUGAGCUGACUGGGCUAUGCUUUCAAAUUUGGCCUUUGAUUUGUAGAAGAACUCCCUCACUUUAAUAAAAUCCUUGCCAGUGUUUAUUCAACUUAUUUUAUUGAAAUAUUUUGCCAGGACAGCUAAGUGCAGCUCCAACCUAAGCUCACAAAAAGAUUACAAAUGUCCAAUAUAAGCACAGAUGAUUUAAAGAGAGUCCAAUGUAGCCACUAUAAACAAGCAUGGGCAAUUCAGUUUUGAAUAUUACUUUACAUGCACAGUAUUUUAGUUACUAUGUCCUACAUCUUUGGUUUUCAAUGAAAGAUAAAUGAUAAAUUCAGAAGUGAGAGUUGCCCAAAAAGUGGUAAAACAACAUUUGAAAAUCACAAAGGUAAUGGAAAGGAAGAGCAAUAACCGUUGAAAAGUCAUCAAUCUUAAAAUCCCAUUGGAGAGCAUGACUGUUUGGAGCUUCCAUACUGAGUGUGUGCUGAAAAAGCAAAACCUUCCAUUAAGUUGUUUCCUGAACCUCAGAAACAUCCCUGUGGGGGAAGAAAAAGAGACAAGGGCUUUUCUUUCACGUCAGAUGGCCUUAGAGAGUUGGCCCAGUUAAAGUUCGCUGCCACACAUGUCAGAGAUGUUGUUUGCAAAGGCCAGAGUUUAAGUGGAGAUCUUUUCAGCUGCUCUUCUUCAGGCUGUGCUAAAGUGCUGGAAUCACUGCUGAAGGUAUGUGCUGUGAAGACCACUCCAGCUGAAGACCCCCACUCUCUUCAGACUACAGGAAUACAUUCAUAACACGUGUAGCCAACCAGACGGAAGGCAGAUGAUGAGUUUGGCCUGCGUUCAGCUGUUCUUUGCCGCCACGUUGUGGACACUGCCGUGCAGCACAGCAUCUGUGGCGGUGAGCAGCGCGACACAGCUGCUUCAUCUCAGAGAUGUUUCUGUGGAGGCCCUGCUGAGGAACAGAAGCGACAGCAGCGCGCCUCGAGCGCGGCGGAAACGCUUCAUCUCCAGUAAAGAGAUGACGGCCAUUCUGGACUAUCACAACCGCGUGCGCUCACAGGUCUUCCCACCCGCGGCAAAUAUGGAAUAUAUGCUGUGGGAUGAGAGACUGGCCAAAUCUGCAAAGUCCUGGGCUGCUCAGUGCAUUUGGGAUCAUGGACCGCCUCAUGAUUUGCAACACAUUGGACAGAACCUGUCCAUCAUCUCUGGAAGAUACAGAUCGAUCAUUGACCUGGUAAGAUCCUGGUAUGAUGAAAGACACUAUUUCUCCUACCCCAACAGAUGCAGUGGCUCUGUCUGCACACACUACACUCAGAUGGUGUGGGCGGCCAGCAAUAAGAUUGGGUGUGCUAUCAGAAGAUGUUCAAACAUGUAUGUUUUUGGGAGUAUGUGGAAACAGGCCACCUUUCUGGUUUGCAACUAUUCUAUCAAGGGGAACUGGGUUGGAGAGGCUCCAUAUAAGACAGGGAAACCAUGCUCUGCGUGUCCCUCAAGUUAUGGAGGAUCAUGCAAUAAAAACCAGUGUGACUCCAGAUCCAAAUCCAGAAGAAAUGCAAGUGGUGUUCGAGACUAACAGAUAAAAAAAAAACCCUUCUCUUAAAAAUUAUAAUAAAUAUAUAACUAAAGUUUAAGUCUAGAAACCACUAAAAUGUACAUUUUACAAUGCAAAUUA
Molecule: messenger RNA, 1948 nt
Organism: Carassius carassius (crucian carp)
Lineage: Eukaryota; Metazoa; Chordata; Actinopteri; Cypriniformes; Cyprinidae
Gene: r3hdml
Product: R3H domain containing-like
Exons: 6
Coding region: 1097-1849 (250 amino acids)
Source: RefSeq, a predicted model, not a curated record